Messenger RNA from Pyrus x bretschneideri (Chinese white pear), 2906 nucleotides. RefSeq names its product splicing factor U2AF 65 kDa subunit. The record is from RefSeq and is a predicted model, not a curated record. NCBI's taxonomy places the organism in Eukaryota, Viridiplantae, Streptophyta, Magnoliopsida, Rosales, Rosaceae. The coding region runs from base 4 to 2481 and encodes 825 amino acids. Gene Ontology annotation, cellular component: U2-type prespliceosome; commitment complex; nuclear speck. The transcript has 9 exons. Gene Ontology annotation, molecular function: pre-mRNA 3'-splice site binding; poly-pyrimidine tract binding.
AAAAUGGAAGACGGUUUUUCCAAAGGUAGAGUUAGGGGAGGGCAUGAGCCAGAAAGCUUGAAGGAUAAACCGAGCAAAGAUAGAAGAACUGAAGCUAAAGGAGGCACAACUGAAAAACAAAUACAUGGUAGGAGAAAAAUUGACGAGCGGUCAGAUAACUUCCAAAAAGAAUCUGUAAAGAAGCAUUCAAGGGAUUCGAUAGGAAAGGAGAGACACACGAGCCAAAACAGAGGAAGAUCUGAAAGAGAAGCCAAGAGAAAAUACCAAAAUGGAUAUGAUGAAAAAAUUAGAGACAGAAAUGCUGCAAAGAAGCAUGAUUCAGGGAAACAUCAUCUGCUAGGAAGUUCAGAGAGAAAGGAGAGGAAAAAAUCAUCAAAAUCCAAUUUCGAAAAUUCAAGGCUAAAAAGGGAACGGUCAAGGAGUAGAGACCGUGAGGAUACACAUAGAUUUAGGUCUCCCUCACCAAGGGCACACAAGUAUACAUCUCAUAAUUUGAGGAUCCGCAGCGAGAUAUCUUCACAUUCCCUCAAAGAGAAGCCUGGAACACAGGAUUCUGAUAUUGACAGGAGCAGAAUAUCUAAUAAUGGCUCCAAUAGCCACCAUCGCCGACAUGGUGGGCCAGUGAAAAGGCUUGGUGGUUAUUCACCGAGGAAGAGAAGAACCGAGUCUGCUCUUAAGACUCCAUCCCCACCUGACCGUUCGCCUGAAAAGAAAAGUGCCAAGUGGGAUCAUCCCCCUACGGCAACUGACAAGGUAUUAUCUGGUUCAAUUGCUUCUAUUUUUAAUUCAUCAAACAGUAACAUGUCUUCAAAUGUACAUGAGAUGGCCAUUGCUGUUGCUGUUGCUUCGGCUACUAGGAAAUCUAUAUCUGGGGUUCAUCCUAAUUCUUUAUUGACUAAGAAGAAUGCUUCUGUUGACUCGGUCCAACUAACACAAGCUACUCGGCCUAUGAGGAGGCUUUAUGUAGACAAUGUUCCGUCUACAACCUCUGAGAACACUUUAGUGGAAUCUCUUAAUAAUUUUUUGUUGUCUUCGGGUGUCAAUCAUAUCCCAGGAACACGCCCAUGCAUUAGUUGUGCGAUUACCAAAGACAAAGGUCAAGCUGUUGUGGAGUUUCUUACACCGGAAGACGCUUUAGCUGCUCUAUCUUUUGAUGGCACCGACAUCUCUGGUUCUAUUCUCAAAAUAAGGCGCCCUAAAGACUUUGUUGAAGUGGCUACUGGUGACUCAGAGAAAUCAAUGGCCGCGGUUGAGACAAUAAGUGAUGUUGUGAAGGAUUCCCCCAACAAGAUUUUCAUUGGUGGAAUUUCAAAUGCUCUUUCAUCAACAAUGCUUAUGGAGAUAAUUAGUGUCUUUGGACCUCUGAAGGCGUACCACUUUGAGUUCAAUGAGAAACUUAAUGAACCGUGUGCUUUUGUGGAGUAUGUAGACCAAUCAGUUACUCUUAAAGCGUGUGCGGGUCUGAACGGUAUGAAAUUGGGAGGGAGAGUCCUAACUGCAGUUCAAGCAAUUCAUGGUGCAUCAUCCUUGGAAAAUAGCGGAAAUACAUCAUAUGAGAUACCAGAAUAUGCAAAGCCACUUCUCCAACAACCAUCGCAGGUCCUAAAGCUUAGAAAUGUGUUCAAUCUUGAGCACUUCUCACUGCUCUCAGAACCAGAAAUGGAAGAAGUUCUGGAAGAUGUGCGAUUAGAGUGUGCCAGGUUUGGUACUAUUAAAUCUGCAAAGGUUGUCAAGUAUCGCAACAAUCACAUCAUCACCCCAGGGACAUCUGAAGCUGUUAAUGAUGCGAAAUCUGGAGGCUACCAGAAGAGCUUAGCGUCCGAAGAAACUGGAGCAAAAAUAGACGCUAAAGAAGAACAUAUUGCAAAUGAGUCCAGGGAAAUUAGUGGAGUGGAGAUUCCAAGCAAUGCCAAACAAAUAAAAGAAGAGGAAUUCACAGAAGACAACCGGUUCUAUUAUGUUAAGCCUGCAGAUGGUUUUAGAGAGGAAAAAUCAUGUCAAAUGGGUCAAUCAGAUGAUAAUAUGAAAGCUGAAGGAAGCGACAACCUGCCUAACAAUGUUCUUGGGGAACACCCGAACCAGCUGAACGGUAUGAAAGAUGCUUUGGAAUGCUAUGAUGAUUUGGUUACUGAUAUUAAAAUAGAGGACGUAAGCUUGGAAAGCAAAUCAAUGGCUAAAGAGGAUUCAACUCUAAAGGAAGUUGGUAUUGAGAGAGAAGAAACUUUUGCUGGAAAGGAGGGCAGUGUUGGAACAGAAUCAGAUGCUAUUCGAAAGAGUGAAAUUAAUGAGACGGAUCAUGGGAAGGACCAGGAUUAUGAUCUUGCAAGAAUAUUUGAGCCCGGGUGUGUUUUUGUGGAGUUUGUUAGAGCAGAAGCCUCUUUAAAGGCAGCACAUUGUUUACAUGGACGGGCUUUUGAGGAUCGUAUUGUGACUGUGGAGUAUGUUUCACUUGAUCAUUACAAGGCUCAGUUUCCAAAUUGAGCGUAUUUGGUUGCUCGUGACAAUGCUCAUUUCGUAAUGCCUUAGUCGAAUUCUGGUGGUUCUCCUCCGGUGCCGUGAUUUUGGUGACAAAAUCUGGUUGGGGCCGUUUUCUUGUUGCGGGAUAGAAAUUUUUGUGCUGCAAUGCCUUGGUCGAAUUCAAAGCGGAGUUGAUUUUCCUAGGGCAACUACCCGUGUGGCUGCUGACGAGGUGGUUGUGGUGGCGGCAGCAACUGCGUUGUGUCUUUGCGGGAUUAGGAUUAUGAUUCUCUUUUUCAUAUUUUUGUGUUUUUGUUGAAUGGAUUUAUACCAACAAUCCAAGUCAUAAGUAAAACAAGUAGAAAGAAGUCGACGAACACAACUUACUCAACCGCUGUACAUGGUUGUCUCGUCUUUCAUUCUAUCCAGCUACGUACUUGAAUCUGACA